AUGAACUUAAUUAUUGCUAUUUUAGCCAUUACAAUAACUUUAUCCCUAGUCCUAGCUAUUGUAUCCUUUUGACUACCCCAAAUAAACCCGGACGCAGAAAAACUUUCACCCUAUGAGUGCGGAUUUGACCCCCUUGGAUCUGCUCGUUUACCUUUUUCUAUUCGAUUUUUUCUAGUUGCCAUCCUGUUUCUUCUCUUUGAUUUAGAAAUUGCCCUUUUACUUCCCCUACCCUGAGGAGACCAACUUCUCAACCCCGCCGGAACCCUUCUCUGAGCAUCAGCUGUCCUUAUUCUUCUAACACUGGGCUUAGUAUACGAGUGGGCUCAGGGGGGCCUUGAAUGAGCAGAAUAA
Molecule: messenger RNA, 351 nt
Organism: Misgurnus anguillicaudatus (oriental weatherfish)
Lineage: Eukaryota; Metazoa; Chordata; Actinopteri; Cypriniformes; Cobitidae
Source: the annotation of a RefSeq genome assembly